Messenger RNA from Cornus florida, 2082 nucleotides. RefSeq names its product probable arabinosyltransferase ARAD1. The record is from RefSeq and is a predicted model, not a curated record. Gene Ontology annotation, molecular function: glycosyltransferase activity. The transcript has 9 exons. NCBI's taxonomy places the organism in Eukaryota, Viridiplantae, Streptophyta, Magnoliopsida, Cornales, Cornaceae. Bases 337 to 1893 code for a protein of 518 amino acids.
UGGAAGAAUAUAAAUCUUAUCAAUUUUCUUCCAAUUUGUCGGUGAUAAAUUGGGAUUUAUUUAUUUAUUAUUAUUUUUUAAUCCUUUCUAAUUCCAUGACUCUUUAAGCAAGUGAAAUUCUCUUUAAAAUUCAAUUCCUCUGAAAUCCUGAUUACAAACACAGUUCAUACUUCAUAUCAGUGAUAAGAGUCAUUACACUCUCUCUCCCAUUCUGAUUUGCUGUCCAGUCUCUCUGCGCAUACAUAUCUGUUUGCAUAUGUAAUAUGUGAGUAUGUAUAUUAUGAACCAGAUUUGAUGCUUCUGGACCAGUGAAGACCCUUAAAUCUCUCCGUGCAAAUGGCCGGAAAACACUUUUCGGCUUACGGAAACCCUAGAUUCAAAUCUCUGAUCCUCAUCUUUGCUUUCUCUCUCGUCGCUCUCUCCAUCGUCUUUUACUUCUUUUCCGUUUUCUCUUCUACUUCUUCUCACUCCAUCCCAAUCCGCACCUCUCAAAACCCAAAUUCUCAUUCUGCCGAGUACUCCUUCGUCGCCUCCCUAGAGAAUUUCCUCGUGUCAACCUCCACGUUUCAAAGAUCUCACACUGUUUCGGAUGAUACGGUGAGUACAGUGCGUGUAGAGGAUGUGAAGAAGCUGGAUGAUAUGAUAUGGAAUAGAGAGACAGAGACUCUCUAUGAAGACUCAUCGUAUCCAGCAUCUCCACUGUCGGUGGCUUCGUCAGCUAUCAAGGUUUACGUUUACGAUAUGCCGGCGAAAUUCACUUACGAUCUGCUAUGGUUAUUCCGAAAUUCAUACAAAGAGACCUCGAAUCUCACGUCUAAUGGUAGCCCAGUGCACCGUUUGAUCGAACAGCAUUCUAUUGAUUACUGGCUGUGGAGGGAUUUGAUUGCUCCAGAAUCGGAAAGGCUUCUGAAAAAUGUUGUGAGAGUUAAGCGGCAGGAGGAGGCAGACCUAUUCUACAUUCCAUUUUUCACAACCAUCAGCUUCUUCUUGUUGGAGAAACAGCAAUGCAAGGCACUUUAUAGGGAAGCUUUGAAGUGGGUGGCAGAUCAGCCUGCCUGGAAGAGGUCUGAAGGAAGAGACCACAUACUUCCUGUUCAUCAUCCGUGGUCUUUCAAGUCUGUUCGCAGAUUUAUGAAGAAUGCAAUUUGGCUUCUGCCUGAUAUGGAUUCCACAGGCAAUUGGUACAAGCCUGGGCAAGUUUAUCUAGAGAAAGACCUGAUACUUCCUUAUGUUACCAAUGUUGAUUUGUGUGAUGCGAAGUGCUUAUCACUAACUGAAUCGAAGAGAAGCACACUACUAUUUUUUCGGGGGAGGCUUAAAAGAAAUGCUGGAGGAAAGAUACGUGCUAAACUUGUGGCAGAACUAAGUAGUGCUGAGGGUGUAGUUAUUGAGGAAGGGACAGCUGGAGAGGCUGGGAAGGAAGCAGCUCAGAAUGGCAUGAGAAAGUCUACUUUUUGCCUAAAUCCAGCUGGUGACACUCCAUCAUCCGCUAGACUGUUUGAUGCUAUUGUCAGUGGGUGCAUUCCUGUCAUAAUCAGUGAUGAACUAGAACUUCCUUUUGAAGGAAUACUUGAUUAUCGGAAGAUAGCUCUGUUUGUUUCUUCUUCAGAUGCUGUGCAGCCGGGUUGGCUUGUAACAUUUCUCAGAAGUAUUAGUCCUGCUCAAAUUAGAGUGUUGCGGAUGAAUCUAGCUAAGUACUCGAGACAUUUCUUAUAUUCCCAUCCAGCUCAACCUUUGGGUCCGGAAGACUUGGUUUGGAGAAUGAUGGCUGGUAAGUUGGUAAACAUCAAGCUUCACACCCGAAGAUCACAGCGUGUGGUGAAAGAAUCUAGAAGUGUGUGCUUUUGUGAUUGCAGGCGUGCCAACUUUACAAGUCCAGGUUCCUCUUCUUGAUUGUUGAACACGGGUUUUUUUCAAUCAUCUUUUAUAAGUGUCAGGUUGCUCGUCUAAAACUCACAGAUACAUUAUCGUAUUUUGGAAUUUACUUUAUUUAUAGUCAAAUUUAUAUGUAAACGAUGUAACAGAAAACUGUGUUUAUCAUCAAGAAUUAAAGAAACACGUGAUUCUGCUCUUCCUUCUCAA